Jatropha curcas is the source of this 3350-nucleotide messenger RNA. Its product is annotated as protein TRANSPORT INHIBITOR RESPONSE 1. Gene Ontology annotation, molecular function: protein binding. Gene Ontology annotation, cellular component: SCF ubiquitin ligase complex. Lineage: Eukaryota; Viridiplantae; Streptophyta; Magnoliopsida; Malpighiales; Euphorbiaceae. The record is from RefSeq and is a predicted model, not a curated record. Gene Ontology annotation, biological process: SCF-dependent proteasomal ubiquitin-dependent protein catabolic process.
AAAAUUAUAAUACUAUAAAAUCGUUUUAAAAAGUAAAAAAUCGCUAUUUUAUAAUUAACUUUUUUUUUUCUGAUAAUAAUUUUGUUUUAGUAUUUUAUUAGAAAUAUUCUGUCUGUUGCUUUUGCUAUAAUACGCAAGUGCCUGAGCUUCUUUCUUCUUUGGCCUCUAUACCCACAACAAGCUUCCUAAAUUUAGAGAAGAGAGAAAGCUUUCUAGUGCUUCCAUAAGACAGUCCUCUUUCUCUUAACUUGGAAAGUCUCAAAGGCAUAACAUUUCCACCUAAAGGUGUAAACCCAAUCAUUUCUUGUCUCUUUUUUUGUCUUAAAAAAUUAUCCAUCAGAGUUUUUGUGUUCUACAUUUUCUUUUUUAGAAAUUUUAGUGUUAAUGGUGAUUUGAGCUACGGUGACUUGGAGGGGAUUGUGUUUUGGCCAACUAUAUAAUGGAUCGUAAUUCGAAGAGGAAGAAGGAAUCGCUGGAGUUGCCAAUCGAGUCAACUCGGUCAUCUCCAUUUCCUGACGAGGUACUAGAACGCGUUCUGGGACUACUGAAAUCUACUAAAGACCGGAGCUCGGUUUCUCUGGUAUGCAAGGACUGGUACAACGCUGAGAGCUGGUCGCGAACUCAUGUUUUUAUUGGUAAUUGCUACUCAGUUUCUCCCGAGAUCGUUGCUCGUCGGUUUCCGAAAAUCCGCAGUGUUACCCUUAAAGGGAAACCGAGAUUCUCGGACUUCAAUUUGGUCCCUCGGAAUUGGGGUGCUGAUAUUCAGUCUUGGCUGCUUGUUUUCGCCUCCAAAUAUCCAUUUCUGGAGGAGCUUAGGCUUAAAAGAAUGUCUAUUACUGACGAGAGCUUAGAGUUUUUGGCCUUCAACUUUCCCAACUUUAAAGCUCUCUCGCUUUUAAGCUGUGAUGGGUUCAGUACCGAUGGGCUUGCAGCCAUUGCCACUCAUUGCAAGAAUUUGACUGAGCUUGACAUACAGGAGAAUGGUAUUGAUGACAAGAGUGGCAGUUGGCUGAGCUGCUUUCCUGAAAACUUCUCAUCAUUGGAAAUAUUAAACUUUGCCAACCUAAAUAGUGAAGUCAAUUUUGAUGCCCUUGAGAGACUUGUGACUAGGUGCAAAUCAUUAAAAGUCCUGAAGGUCAACAAAAAUAUUUCCUUGGACCAACUACAGAGGCUGCUCGUCGGUGCCCCACAGUUAACAGAGCUUGGUACUGGCUCUUUCUCACAAGAGCUGUCUACCCAGCAGUACACUGAUCUCGAAAAUGCAUUCAGUCAUUGUAAGAACCUAGAUACCCUUUCUGGUUUAUGGGAAGCGAUGGCACUAUAUUUACCAGUUCUCUACCCUGCUUGUACAAACUUGACCUUCCUAAAUUUGAGCUAUGCUGCUUUGCAAAGUCUUGAACUUGAUAAUCUUCUUCGUCACUGCCCACAACUUCGCCGACUAUGGGUCCUGGACACUGUGGAGGACAAAGGGCUGGAGGCUGUUGGAUCACACUGCCCUUUGCUGGAGGAACUCCGUGUAUUCCCUGCGGAUCCCUUCGAUGAGGAAAUUAUACAUGGGGUGACCGAAGCAGGGUUUGUUGCUGUGUCUUAUGGUUGUCGGAGACUUCACUAUGUUCUCUACUUUUGCCGGCAGAUGACGAAUGCUGCAGUAGCUACAAUUGUGCAAAACUGUCCAAACUUCACUCACUUCCGUCUCUGCAUAAUGAAUCCUGGUCAACCAGAUUACACGACAAAUGAACCCAUGGAUGAGGCUUUUGGUGCAGUUGUGAAGACUUGCAAUAAACUUCAGAGACUUUCAGUUUCAGGUCUCUUGACAGACCUGACAUUCGAGUAUAUUGGGAGGUAUGCAAAAAAUUUGGAAACUCUUUCCGUAGCUUUUGCUGGCAGCAGCGACUGGGGGAUGCAGUGUGUACUAGGAGGUUGUCCAAAGUUGAGAAAACUUGAGAUAAGGGAUUGCCCAUUUGGAAAUGCAGCUCUUCUCUCAGGUUUAGAGAAGUAUGAAUCUAUGAGGUCACUUUGGAUGUCAUCCUGCAAAGUGACAAUGAAUGGCUGUCGGCUAUUGGCAAGGGAAAUGCCUAGAUUGAAUGUGGAGGUAAUGAAGGAAGAAUGGAGCGAUGACAGUCAGGCUGAUAAAGUUUACGUUUACCGUUCUGUUGCCGGACCAAGAAGAGAUGCCCCUCCUUCUGUCCUCACUCUUUCAGGUUUAUAACUUAGGUUCUGCAGAGAAAGCUUCAUUGGAUAUGCAAUUCAUAUUUGUGAUGUGAGUGGGAAGAAGAUAAAAUGGGUCAAAGAAACAUGAAUCCAUAUUUCUACUGCUGUUUAUUUUCUCCAAGCAGUGAACAGUGGAAUAUGGAAGUGAAAAAGAUACAAUAAAAACAAAGCCUAUUCAUCAAUCCAGAGCUGGAAACACGUUUGCUUCGUCCACUUGAUUUACAGCACACCUGAAUAGCAUAAUUGCAAUACUGCCAAUGUUGAAGUAGAUGAAGCAGCCAUGGUAAUGGGUCACAAAGGAACCAAAUUCUGUCCCUACUAUGCAUUGCCAUCCUGGUCCACGGAGCAUGUCAAAAUCCUGCAACAAUGAUUUUCAAGGCAUAACAAAAGGAUGUCAUUUUGCGUUCCUUAACAAUUCAAUAUUGAGCUAAAAUCAAAUUGAUUCAGGAGUUCACCUUUUUAAUAAAGCGGGCAAUAUCAGUGGACUCCGUGACAUCAAAAAUAUCAAGGGCCUUUGCAGCUAAGUGAAGUGCAUCCUGCUGCAUGGUUUGAAGCAUGUCAGUCUCACCAACAACAGCUUUACCUUCUAACAUGGCUCUGUUCUCGAGUGUGGUGGAAGAGAUCAAAAGAGAGAAAGCAGUGAGUACUCAAGGCAAGGUUUGUGGUGAGACUAUUAUAGCCCUGAAUGAAGGAAAGGGUGCAAAUUGAUUGAAGCCAGGUAUAAGGUAUCAGCUUAUAGGCCCAUGGGAUAAAUACAUUUGGAUGCACCCAAUGGCAUAUGCAAGUGCAGUAGACAAAGGACCAUUUUUUAAUCAACGGCUUGUGGGAUAGUCAGUGGCAAAAGAGGCUAAUUGUUUUGCUGGUCCAAAUUAUCUUGGAGAUGUGGGAUGUAUGUGGCUGAAUGGCUACUAUUUGCCAAUAAUUUCCCUGUGAAUGUUCAAAGGUCGAUGACUGAUUGUCUUUUUGCUUCUGAUUCAGUAUCGUUUUCUUUUAUUUUUAUUUGAUUCCGAAGACCUUUGAAUAUGUUUUGUUCUUAGGUCUAUUCAUUUGUAUUGAUUCACAAUUACUCUCUUCCUAAGAAUUUGGAGACUUGGAAGUUAACAGGAAUGGAUACUUUUGAAGCUCUUUCUUAUAGUUUA